This is a messenger RNA of Parnassius apollo (apollo), 492 nucleotides long. Lineage: Eukaryota; Metazoa; Arthropoda; Insecta; Lepidoptera; Papilionidae. The record is from the annotation of a GenBank genome assembly.
AUGACUAUUCACGACCAUUUUCUGCCACCUCCAUACCCUAUCACUCAGGCUGAUGGACAUUUGACGAUUCCGGACUUUAAAGAGCAUGACGAACAGUCAUUCGCUCCAUUUCUAAUACGCCACUGCCUACCAAUUCAACCGCUGAAUGCCUUCACCAAUACGUCUUAUGAUCUCUAUUGCCCAAGUGUACGUGAUGAUUUAGAUAAAAAAUGCUGCAGUACAUGCGGUAUUUACUUUGCAUCUAUCACAAGAGCUGCAGAGCACAGGCGAGCAGCCCACAAGCAAGCGCGUAUUUUCCGCAAAGUGCGACCCUCACGGAUUGUCACAAGACGAGCUAAUGAGUUACUCUGCGCAAGCGCAAACGGCUUAGAGUGGCUAGAUCAGAACAAAGUUGAAGGAGCAGACGAUUUUACUGAAAUUCAUAUGGACAUGUUGGUUCCAAUAGUCUCUCUUGAGACCGCGCAUGAUUCUCCAUGGACUGAAUUAGAGUAG